AUAAUGACACAAGCGGAAACAGACGAUAAGGAAAGCUUGAAAACUCGACAUAGCAGAGGAAGCAGAAGACCAUCGGUCGACACAUUAGCCGAUGGCAGAAGCAUCACUUCGCAAUCUGACACUCGAUCUUAUCGAGAAAAACUCAAAGAUAGGAUCAAUAUCGUAAAAGAGAGAGCUGGCGUUUCAGCAGUAUCUACCCAAAAAGGAUUGAAAUAUAUUCAGAAAACUUCCAGCAAAAAUGCUUUACUAGGCCGCAUAACAGAUAUGUUGCUGAAGGAGGAAGCCGACGUCAAAGAAGCUUUGGAAAGACACGCGAAAUCGAAAUUACAAAAGAAACAAGAAAACACCGGAACAGAAGACGCGAACGGAAAGUUGAAAGAAAUGCAGCAUGAACAGGAUAUCAGAUAUGAGACAAGCAUUGAAUUUUUUACCAAAGUAUGGAAAUCACCUGAGGAGAAUACUUCAUCCGAAUCUGCUUUGAAUUCGCCCAGAAAAGAAACUGAAAACGUUGCCCUCUUGAAUAAUGGAAACGAAGACGGUAUCAAAAUCUUAGCAGCCGAUUACUUGGGUUUGAAAGAAACCAUAAUGGAACCAGUCGAAUUCAAAACCGCCCAAUUGACCGAUGACGAGCAGCGAAAAAAUAAAAUGAAGGAUGUCCUUUUCUACACCACACUAGAACCUACCGAAUUGCAAAGACAGCAGAACGAAAAUAAAGCAACACGAAUCGUAAAAGACGAAGGUUUUUUUGUACCCAGUCGUCCGAAAGUAAAAGCAACCAACAUGACAAGAAUGCAUCAAAGACUGUAUAACGAAAAUAACAGGUUUGAAUUUACAUAGCUAACU
Messenger RNA from Planococcus citri (citrus mealybug), 843 nucleotides. RefSeq lists its product as uncharacterized. Lineage: Eukaryota; Metazoa; Arthropoda; Insecta; Hemiptera; Pseudococcidae. The coding region runs from base 4 to 837 and encodes 277 amino acids. The transcript has 6 exons. The record is from RefSeq and is a predicted model, not a curated record.